GCCGGGUUGGCAAGCCCCGACCAUCCCGAGGACCUGCUCAUCGUGCUGGAGCCCGAGGCAGCCUCCCUAUGCUGUCGGCAGCUGCGGCUGUACCAGCUGCUUCAUCAGCUGCACUCGGCCGGCUGUGGGGACCACCCCAUGGCCUCGCUGGUGCUGGAGGGCGCACUGGCCACGCCGUGGACGCAGUACAUGGUGGUGGACUGCGGCGGCGGCACGGUGGACAUCACGGUGCACGAGCUGAGCGGCGAGCGCGCCACGCUGCGGGAGCUGCACAAGGCGAGCGGCGGCGCGUGCGGCUCGCUCGGCGUGGACCGCGAGUUUGAGCGCCUGCUCAGCGCCGUGUUCGGCGCCGACUUCAUGUCGCACUUCCGGCGGAAGCGGCCGGCGGCGUACGUCGAGCUGCUGCUCUCGUUCGAGGCGCGCAAGCGCUCCGCCGACCCGGACCGUGACGGCCCGCUCACCAUCUUCCCGCCCUUCGCGUUUGUCGAGGCGUACCGCAAGUUCCGCGGCAAGGAGGUGGAGCACGCGCUGCGCAAGUUCGGGCGGCCGGGGGAGGUGUCCUGGUCCAGCCAAGGGAUGCUGCGGCUGUCCCCGCAGCUGAUGGCCGACCUGUUCCGCCCCACGCUGGACCAGGUGUGCCAGCAGGUGGAGGAGGUGCUCCGCAGCCCGCGCCUCCGCUCCGGCCCAGGCGCUGCACCCAGCGCCAUCCAGUUCCUCUUCCUGGUGGGCGGCUUCGCCCAGUCGCUCAUGCUGCAGAACCGAGUCCGCUCCCAGUUUGGGUCUCGCGUGAAGGUGGUGGUGCCCCAGGCCGUGGGGCUGACCACGCUCCGCGGCGCCGUCCUGUAUGGGCUGGACCCGAGCCUGGUUGCCUCGCGCCGCUCCAAACACACGCUCGGCGUCGGCGUGCUCAAGCGCUUCCAGCCGGGGCAGCACCCUCAAGACAAGCUCGUGACGCUGUCGGACGGCUCGGCGUGGUGCUGCGACGUGCUGGACGUGCUGGUGGUGGCCGACCAGCCGCUGGGCCCCGGGGAGGCGGUGACGCGCAGCUACACCCCGGCCAGCGCGCGCCAGACCAACAUCAUCAUCCACAUCUACUGCUGCAGCGACUCCAAUCCGCCCAAGUUUGUGACGGACGCCGGGGUGACCCGCUGCGGCACGCUGCGGCUGGCCCUGGACAGCGACGACCACGCGCGGCGCGCCGGGGACGCGGCCAAGACGAGGGAGAUCGUGGCCAGGAUCGAGUUCGGCGGCACCGAGCUGGCCGCCAGCGCGCAGGACAUCGCCUCGGGCCGCUGCGUCCGUACACAGCUCGACUUCCUCAGUACGGCCGUGUAGUCUACGUGCAGCCCGCAUAAUCAGCAUAUAACAUGAGGUUCAAAUUUGUUCAAAUUUGUCCAAACCAGUGUACAUAGAGACAGAUUGUGUUCGUGGAAUCAAUAAAUGGUUGAACCCUUAA
Molecule: messenger RNA, 1456 nt
Organism: Frankliniella occidentalis (western flower thrips)
Lineage: Eukaryota; Metazoa; Arthropoda; Insecta; Thysanoptera; Thripidae
Product: heat shock 70 kDa protein 12A-like
Exons: 4
Source: RefSeq, a predicted model, not a curated record